GGCUCGUUUCAAUUGGAGUUGAUGUUAUUCACUGUGUGAUACAUGAAUCAGCGUCAAGAGUUAAUCAAACACGGUAAGAGAAGGAGAUUUUUGUAUUCAUCAACAAAAAUGGUGUUUUUGCUUUGAAAAAUAAUCAAAGUUAAAGGAUGACCUUCAAUCACUAAGUGGACAAAGUACAACAGUAAUAUUAACAUCUUCGUAGUGUAAACGUCACUGGCUGGAGUAACAAACGGCUUAAUUAUUUUUUGUGUGAAAACCAGAUAGAGGAAGAGACAGAGAAAACAAUGGCAAUGUUUCCCAGUAGUGAGUUCAUAUCGAUCAAAGAUAUUCGACCAAAUUUAAAGAAUAUCAAUACGGUGUUUAUAAUUUUGGAAGUUGGCGCAGCGACCGUAACAAAAGAGAAUCGAGUUGUGCGAACGUUCAAAGUUGGCGAUCCAACGGCCGUUAUAAAUGUUAGCGUAUGGGAUGAACCUGGAAAUUUAUUGGUGCCUGGCGAUAUAGUGCGAUUAACAAAAGGAUAUGCAGCCAUUUGGCGACAUUGUCUCACAUUGUAUUCGGGUAAAAAUGGUGACAUUCAUAAAGUUGGUGAAUUUUGCAUGAAUUUCAAUGAACAUUUGAAUAUGAGCGAACCAAAUCCGAAUUUAACAACGCCAGUCAAUGCAACAACACAAAAAAAUCAAGCCACAUCAUCAACAGUGCUCAUCAAUAAUGGCACAUCAUCGAAUAGUAGUAAUAAUAAUAGUAACAACAGUAAUAAUGGAAAUUCGGUGACCAUAACACCAACAACAUCGAUACCACCAUCAAUCGCAGCAACCACUACAUCAGGGACUUCAUCAUCAAAUAGCGUUGCGGCAACGGUCAAAACAACCGGAUCAAAUCGUGGUGGUGGCGCAACCACCGGCGAACACAGCAAAACAUCUACAAGUAAGACAACGGCACGAGGAGCUCGAACUAGCCGGAGAUAAUGUAUUUUUCUUAUAGGAACUAAUUUUCAAUCCACACAUACGCAACAUUUAUGUAUAAAUAGUAUUUCUUCUAUUGACUUUUGCACGAAUAACAUAUUAUAUUAUUCAGGUUCUAUUACUUGGUUUCCAAAA
Contarinia nasturtii (swede midge) is the source of this 1097-nucleotide messenger RNA. Its product is annotated as SOSS complex subunit B homolog. Gene Ontology annotation, cellular component: SOSS complex. The transcript is spliced from 2 exons. Gene Ontology annotation, molecular function: DNA binding. Bases 285 to 965 code for a protein of 226 amino acids. The record is from RefSeq and is a predicted model, not a curated record. Gene Ontology annotation, biological process: double-strand break repair via homologous recombination; response to ionizing radiation; mitotic cell cycle checkpoint signaling. Lineage: Eukaryota; Metazoa; Arthropoda; Insecta; Diptera; Cecidomyiidae.